CAUGUGAGAAAGGAUGGUUUUCCCAAGUUAAACUUCCUCCAUUUAACCGAUUAAAACAUUGAACAACAUGGUGGUGGCAUAGCAAGAAUCUCGCAACGUGGCAAUGAUAUGCAAAAGAAGAACACGUGUCCUUAUCUCUUUACCGGAAUAUACCGGUGUAUUUGUUUUUUGUAAUAACCGUUUCUUCAUUUGACGGUUGAGCAAUUUUGUGAAUUUGCAGAAACGCAUGCAAUCAGAGAAAAUAUGGGGCAAGGUGAAGAAGUAAAGACCAGGAGUGAUCCACAAGUCGAGAUUCAGGAAAGAGGAGAAAUAUUUUUCUUCUAUAGGCCGAAAGUAAACAGAGAAGAAGCUCACAGUGCAGACGAUGUUCAAAGAAUGUACAUAGUUUUACGCCCUGAAUCCGGUGAAAGGCAAAUUGAAGAGAAGCAAACCCCUGAUUCCGGCAAAGAAGGUGCCAAGUCAGAGCAUAAUCCUAGCUCAAGUCACGAGGACAAAGGCGAAAAUGAUGAUGAAAAUCGCCGUCUCAAGAAACAUCCUGAGGGUGGUCAUGGAACAAAGGUCCAACACUUGCAUAUAUUUUCUAUUUUGUGUGUGAAAACUUGUUACAUGAAGUAUUUUGAUAGUUGGAACUUGAUUAUGCAGGAAGUUAACAUAGAAAAGGAACCACUUUUGCGAUUUAUCGUCAUGGGAAAGAAGAGUCUUCCUGAUCCUGGUAAGAAAAGUAGGCCUUUCUGGGGAUUUGUCGAAUUGGUCACCACAAAGAUUGAUGAUAUCAAGGAUGCUCUUCGCGGAGAAGAAUAUGAUACUGCAACAAGGGGACAUCGGCACAAACCCAGUGCAAGGGCCCUAGGAGAAGGUGUAUACCGCAUCCUAAGACACAAAUACUCUGAAGGAAAAAAGAUGCACACUCAUUUAGUAUACAAACUAGAACUUCCCCCAAAAGACAAGGAAAACGAACCUCAAGAAGAGCUCAACGUAGAGCGUGAAGGCUCUUUUAUCAUCCAAAUAAAGAGUCCAGAACAAGGAGGUGGAAGGUCUGAAUUCCAAGGGGUUGGAAACAAACGCAAAGCCGUGUUUCCAGCACACUUUCAAGGGCAGUUCGGAAGUAAGCGAUUUGUGCCAGCGGAUCCUCCUGAUUUUCUGAACUAUGAAGGGUGUGAGUUCCUCUUGAUUUCAGCAUCUGAUGACAUAGAGGAAGAAUUGGGUUUGGAGCUUUACACUGAAACAGAGGUACCAGAUCCUAAGUGCUCGGAUUUAGUCAAGACUUUCGGAGCAGAUGUAACUCCAACUGCUCCGCUUUUUGAAGGUACCUGGUGUUGAUGGUCUCAUACAACUCUCCACCAUCUUGGCACUUCUCGUGCUCGUAGACUCGUAGUGUAAACAUGUAGUUAUAGAAGGAUGUAUAGUAUUUAGGAUGUUUUGUGACUUGUGUUUAGAAUCUGCAAAAUGGUUUGUAAUAUGUUGCCAUGUUGAAUGAGCAACAGGAAAUCUACUCAGAUGUUUUGGUGUCUA
Spinacia oleracea (spinach) is the source of this 1512-nucleotide messenger RNA. RefSeq lists its product as uncharacterized. The record is from RefSeq and is a predicted model, not a curated record. Bases 244 to 1320 code for a protein of 358 amino acids. The transcript has 3 exons. Lineage: Eukaryota; Viridiplantae; Streptophyta; Magnoliopsida; Caryophyllales; Amaranthaceae.